CCCCCUGAAUUCAGAAAAGAAAGUAGACAAUGGCUUCUGCUGCAGUAACUGCUGCAGUGUCCUUCCCAUCCUCCAAGUCCUCAUCCCUUGCCCUGCCUACAAGUAGAACCUCCAUCUCCACUACUGAGAGGCUCAGUCUCCACAAGACAUGCUUGCACCCAAGAAGUGUGUCCACAGCUGGGAAGCUGGUCUCAAUAAGAGCCCAGGUGACAACAGAGACGCCUGCCAAGGUACAGAAGAUCUCCAAGAAGAACGACGAGGGUGUCGUCGUCAACAAGUAUAAGCCGAAGGAGCCAUACAUUGGGAGGUGCCUCCUUAACACCAAAAUCACCGGCGAUGACGCACCUGGAGAAACGUGGCACAUGGUCUUCAGCACCGAGGGUGACGUUCCAUACAGAGAGGGACAGUCCAUUGGUGUGAUCCCUGAUGGAAUUGAUAAGAAUGGAAAACCACACAAGCUCAGGUUGUACUCAAUCGCCAGCAGCGCUCUUGGAGAUUUUGGUGACUCCAAGACAGUUUCUCUGUGUGUAAAGCGGCUUGUUUAUACUAAUGAGCAAGGGGAAAUAGUGAAAGGAGUCUGCUCAAAUUUCUUAUGUGACAUGAAACCUGGUGCCGAAGUUAAGAUUACAGGGCCAGUAGGGAAAGAAAUGCUUAUGCCUAAGGAUCCCAAUGCAACUAUCAUAAUGCUUGCCACAGGAACUGGGAUUGCACCUUUCCGCUCCUUCUUGUGGAAAAUGUUCUUUGAGAAGCAUGAUGACUACAAGUUCAACGGACUUGCAUGGCUCUUCUUGGGAGUUCCUACAAGCAGCUCCUUGCUCUAUAAGGAGGAAUUCGAGAAGAUGAAAGAGAAGGCACCAAAUAAUUUCAGGGUCGACUUUGCUGUAAGCAGAGAGCAAACAAAUGAAAAGGGAGAAAAGAUGUACAUACAGACUCGUAUGGCGCAGUAUGCUGAGGAACUGUGGGAUCUACUCAAGAAGGACGAUACCUAUGUAUAUAUGUGUGGACUAAAAGGAAUGGAGAAGGGUAUUGAUGACAUCAUGGUAUCUUUGGCUGCUAAGGAUGGUAUUGACUGGGUGGAUUACAGAAAGAACCUGAAGAAGUCAGAGCAGUGGAAUGUGGAAGUGUAUUAGCUUGCAUUUUUGCGCAUGUUGUGUAAGGAGCUCAUCCUUCUAUAAUAUACUCUUUACUCUCGUUCUAUGUGGAUAAGUAAUGUUCUCUUUUGUGUUUUAUUUUAGUUUCUUGUAAGGCAACUGUAUUAUUCUGGCCUUGUAAAUUUGAUUCAAGAGGGAUUUUAAACAUUGUAAUUCUAGCCAAUUUGGAUACCUUGUAAUGAACCUCAGCGAUAAUUAUAGUUUUUAUACUAUUUUCCUGCACAGAGCAGUAUAA
This is a messenger RNA of Elaeis guineensis (African oil palm), 1386 nucleotides long. RefSeq names its product ferredoxin--NADP reductase, leaf isozyme, chloroplastic. Gene Ontology annotation, molecular function: oxidoreductase activity. Lineage: Eukaryota; Viridiplantae; Streptophyta; Magnoliopsida; Arecales; Arecaceae. The record is from RefSeq and is a predicted model, not a curated record.